GUGCUAGCUGCGAGAGAUAGAUGAGGAGUUACUUAAACGAUCACGCGGAGCCGGUCCUGAUCAGUGCCCGGUUGGAUUCGAUCGUGCUAGCAAUAUAGCCUUGCUGUUACUGUUGUGCUUCGCUGGAGGUGUUGUUGUUGUUGUGGUAGUCAAGCAAUUGUUUGCAAUUUGUUUGUUUACUUGUUUUGUUAAAAACACGAUAAGAGCGUAGUUUCGCGGUGACCCCUGCCAGUGGCUGCAUAAUAUUUGUGCAAAUUUCAAUCUGUUUGUCAAGGAAUUGUACUGAUUGUAGUGUAUCAACAUGUAUGGACCAUCGGAACCGAACGGGCCAAUCCUUAAGGAGGGCGGAUCGUACAUCAUGGAAGGACACGAGUCCGCGGAAGCUAAAAAUGUCAGCAUCAUAUUUUCGCCCCUGCAAGAAGAGGCCGGAGCGUUGGCGAAAAUGUUGAAGGUCUUCGAGGAACACAAAGUUAAUCUGUUGCACAUUGAAUCAAGAUCGUCAACCCGUGGACCAGGGUACGAGUUCAUGGUCGAAUGCGACAGUAAGAGCAAGAACCUGAGUGUGGCAAUCGAAGCGGUUCGAGAGCAGAGCGAUUACUUCAACAUCAUAUCACGUGAUUAUAAGGAUAAUGAAGCCACCGUCCCUUGGUUUCCUCGACGAAUUCGCGACCUGGAUCGUUUCGCUAACCAGAUCCUGUCGUAUGGUGCUGAACUCGAUUCUGACCAUCCUGGAUUCACCGAUCCGACCUAUCGUGAACGUCGGAAGUACUUUGCUGACAUAGCGUUCAACUAUAAACAUGGUCAACCUCUGCCGCAUGUCGAGUAUACCGAAGCGGAAGUCAAUACGUGGAAGGUGGUCUUCAACAAUCUCACCAAGCUCUACCCAACUCACGCCUGUCGAGAACACAACCACGUCUUUCCACUGUUGAUCGAAAACUGUGGCUACAGGGAGGACAAUAUCCCACAGUUAGAGGACGUAUCGAACUUCUUGAAGGACUGUACGGGUUUCACCUUGCGUCCGGUUGCUGGUCUUCUUUCGUCACGUGACUUCCUAGCCGGACUCGCUUUCCGUGUGUUCCACUCAACGCAGUACAUUCGUCAUCCAAGUAAGCCACUUUACACUCCAGAGCCAGAUGUGUGCCACGAACUGCUCGGUCACGCGCCAUUGUUUGCCGAUCCGUCCUUCGCACAAUUCUCCCAGGAGAUAGGAUUAGCCUCACUUGGCGCUCCCGAUGAGUUUGUGGAAAAACUGGCAACGUGCUUCUGGUUCACCGUUGAAUACGGUCUCUGUCGUCAAAAUGGACAACUCAAAGCCUACGGGGCCGGUUUACUGUCAUCGUUCGGCGAACUACAGUACUGCCUAACGGACAAACCAGAGUUACGGGAGUUCGAUCCAAUCAAAACCGGAGUGCAGAAGUAUCCGAUCACCGAGUACCAACCAGUGUACUUCGUGUCCAGUAGCUUCGAUGAAGCAAUUCAGAAGAUGGUUAAUUUCGCCAAUACCAUCCCGCGUCCGUUCGGUGUUCGGUACAAUGCGUACACCCAGAGUGUGGAAAUACUGGAUUCCAAGCCGCAGAUCGCCAACAUGCUGCGCAACAUUCACGGGGAGUUUGAGAUUUUGCAGAAUGCGUUUAAGAAGAUGUUGGUUUAGGAUAUAAGUUGAUUUUAAUUUUGUUCAAUAGUUUUAAUGCAGAUAUUAAUAAUACUCAAGCAUAAUAAUUCAUAUUAGAAUAGAGAGUAAUCAAACGUACAAGACUGUAUUUUUACAAGCGAGAAAAUAAAUACGAAAAAGAGCUAUUUUGAGAUAACGUGUUCAACGAGGCAUGCCAUGAGAUUAUAUUUAUUGAAAACCCAAAAAUGAAUGAACUGUCCGAAGCAUGGCCUGCUGAUAUUAUAACUCAUCGAAGCAUGCUGCGCAAAUUGGCGCUGUCGUCAAUCACCAGGGGUUGAGGUUAAAGUCGUUAAAUAUUUUAAAACGCUCUGAUUACCACCCAAAUUCGUUACGCUGAUAACAAAUAUAUGCAAAAAAUAAUUACA
Topomyia yanbarensis is the source of this 2037-nucleotide messenger RNA. RefSeq names its product protein henna. The transcript is spliced from 4 exons. The record is from RefSeq and is a predicted model, not a curated record. Gene Ontology annotation, molecular function: phenylalanine 4-monooxygenase activity; iron ion binding. Gene Ontology annotation, biological process: L-phenylalanine catabolic process; L-tyrosine biosynthetic process. Lineage: Eukaryota; Metazoa; Arthropoda; Insecta; Diptera; Culicidae. The coding region runs from base 302 to 1651 and encodes 449 amino acids.